AUGGUCAGUGAGAACAUAUAUUUGGUUAUGGUCAUUCGUGACUUGCUGAAUUUAUGCGAAAUCACAAAAGGGAAGGAUAACAAAGCUGUCAUCGCAAGUAACAUUAUGUAUGUUGUUGGACAGUACCCGAGGUUUCUAAGAGCUCACUCGAAGUUCCUAAAAACUGUUGUGAACAAAUUAUUUGAGUUCAUGCAUGAGACACAUCCUGGUGUUCAGGAUAUGGCCUGUGACACAUUCUUGAAGAUUGUUCAGAAGUGCAAACGGAAAUUUGUAAUUGUUCAGGUUGGAGAAAAUGAACCAUUUAUAAGUGAACUUUUAACAGGGCUUCCAACCACUGUUGCAGAUCUUGAGCCUCAUCAGAUUCAUUCAUUCUAUGAAUCGAUAGGACUUUUUAAAUCUGAUCCUCAGAAGAGGGAUGAGUUUCUACAGAGAUUGAUGGAGCUUCCUAACCAGAAAUGGGCUGAAAUUAUAGGACAAGCACGCUUAAGCGUUGAUUUCGUCAAGGAUCAAGAUGUGAUAAGGACGUGGCCCUUCAACUUUGUUGCAUUUCUGCUUUUGAGCAUUUGCAUGCACUUAGACUCUGAUCUAGUGAUCUUAAGCUUGAAGGCAAUUGGAAAACUCAAGCAACCAAGUGGGAAACUAGUUCUAAAUCCUGGGCCAUCUGCAGAGAGAAUAGAGAGACCUUCACUUGCUUCAACUAAAUUGGGAAAGAUAUUGAACUCCUAUGCCAUAUUGGCCAUGAAAAUGUAA
This is a messenger RNA of Humulus lupulus (European hop), 750 nucleotides long. RefSeq names its product protein EXPORTIN 1A-like. The record is from RefSeq and is a predicted model, not a curated record. Bases 1 to 750 code for a protein of 249 amino acids. Gene Ontology annotation, biological process: ribosomal large subunit export from nucleus; protein export from nucleus; ribosomal small subunit export from nucleus. Lineage: Eukaryota; Viridiplantae; Streptophyta; Magnoliopsida; Rosales; Cannabaceae. Gene Ontology annotation, cellular component: nucleus; cytoplasm. Gene Ontology annotation, molecular function: nuclear export signal receptor activity. The transcript has 11 exons.